Haemonchus placei is the source of this 174-nucleotide messenger RNA. Lineage: Eukaryota; Metazoa; Nematoda; Chromadorea; Rhabditida; Trichostrongylidae. The record is from the annotation of a GenBank genome assembly.
AUGGCUAUCCACCCAAAACCAUACCAUUCUCUUCCUAUUGGAUUUGUACUUCAGGGGUCCACGCGAAAGCAGAAGGGACAGGGGGAGUGGGACAGAGGCCUACGAGAGAAAGCUCAUUUCGAAGAACUCACUUCCUCAAGGGAUAACGAUGGCUGGUUAAGAGUAAAUCAUUGA